Molecule: messenger RNA, 1107 nt
Organism: Kluyveromyces lactis
Lineage: Eukaryota; Fungi; Ascomycota; Saccharomycetes; Saccharomycetales; Saccharomycetaceae
Gene: HPM1
Product: protein-histidine N-methyltransferase
Exons: 1
Coding region: 1-1107 (368 amino acids)
Biological process (GO): peptidyl-histidine methylation, to form tele-methylhistidine
Molecular function (GO): protein-L-histidine N-tele-methyltransferase activity
Source: RefSeq, a predicted model, not a curated record
AUGUCCUUUGCAUUUGGCUUCUCUAACGAAGAUUUCAGUGAUGAUGAACUAGAUAUUGCCAAUCAAAAUACAGAUGAUAAGCCAUCUACUUCUGUCCCUCGAAUCAAUCCAUUGGAUUCCGAAGUGUUACUAGGAGAAUCAGUGAAUCAACCCAAAUAUAUUGAUCUGGAUGAUCUACUACGUUCACUCGCGAAUGUCCGUCUAUCUUUUGAAGAAGUGCAAACUCCAACAACAAACUCUGUUCUUUACAGACGUGAACUAUUUGACGUUAAACAUCAAUUGAUGUCAGAAGUGGAUUCAGGCACAAAUAAUGUUGAAUUGGAGAUUUUGAUGGGUGAAACCAAUGAAGAUUUGAGGAGAAAUGUGUACGAAGGUGGUUUGAAAUCAUGGGAAUGUUCAAUAGAUCUAGUAGACUCAUUUGUUAAAAAUCCAGCACAAAUUUCCCAGUGUCAAAAUAUAAUAGAGCUAGGAUGUGGGACGUCGCUUCCAUCGGAAUUUCUUUUUAUGGAAUAUCUAAGAUCCAACAUCAAUACCGGGAUUAAUUUCACAUUAUGUGACUAUAAUGAAAGUGUGAUUAGAUUGGUAUCCAUUCCAAAUUUGAUCGUAUCCUGGGCGAAAACUGUGAUCAGUAAUGAACAAUGGAUAGAGCUACAAGCUUCUGAAGAUUCGAACAUCCCAAUCGCCUCUGAUGAAUUACUUCUGACAGAAAAAUUACUUGAAGCUUUCAAGUCUGAUUUAGAAUUUAGAAAUGUAUCGUUUUCGUUCAUUUCAGGUUCUUGGGGAAGGAAAUUCAUGGAUGUUUUAAUUGAACACAAGGCUACCCCGUUAUCAAACACCUUAAUAUUAACCGCAGAAACUAUAUAUCAGCCUGAUACGCUCCCGGUUAUAUCAGAAACCUUAAUUGAGCUAAUCGUGGAUAACAAAAAGAACUCAUACCCGGUGAAAUGCCUGCUUGCAGCAAAAGACAUAUAUUUCGGCGUUGGGGGCAGCAUAGUGGAUUUUGAAAACUAUAUCGCCAAAAGGAUAGCAACCGAUAACCUUCCAUUAUGUUUAAAUAAAUUUAAGGUAAAUGCUGGAUUGAAAAGAUCAAUUGUACUAAUAGAGUGA